Molecule: messenger RNA, 6104 nt
Organism: Antechinus flavipes (yellow-footed antechinus)
Lineage: Eukaryota; Metazoa; Chordata; Mammalia; Dasyuromorphia; Dasyuridae
Product: zinc finger protein 271-like
Exons: 3
Coding region: 1-2598 (865 amino acids)
Biological process (GO): regulation of DNA-templated transcription
Molecular function (GO): RNA polymerase II cis-regulatory region sequence-specific DNA binding; DNA-binding transcription factor activity, RNA polymerase II-specific
Source: RefSeq, a predicted model, not a curated record
AUGGUGGAUUUCACCGAAGAAGAGUGGGGGCUCCUGGACCCUUCUCAGAAGGAGCUCUACAAGAAAGUCACACUGGAGAAUGUCCAGAAUCUGCUGUCCCUAGACCAGGUAUCUGACAAAUUCACUGAAAACAUUACGCUAAAAACCAUGGAAGGGGAUUCUGAUGAAGAGACCAGAUUCCAAGUAAAUGAGUUGACUAGAAAGCUGGGGACUUCUGUGGAAGAAUGUGACCUGAAGAGAGUCAUGAGUGAUGGUCCCUGUGACUUCAAGUUGAGAGAAAUCCAUGAUUCUAAUAUCAAGGUAGAUAAGACUCCAAAGAGUGCCUGUAAAUUUGAUGAAAUUGGAAAGAGAUUCAUUCAGUCUUUAAUCCUAAAUCAAUGUAAGAAAAUGACCUCAGGGAAUGAUUGUUUUCAGGAUCAGAAAUACAGCAAAGGCUUUACUGAACAGGUAGAGCUUUUUCAGUCCCAUGAGCAACCUCCUGAAAUGCAGAUGUGUCCAGAUAAUCAAUGGGAUAUGGCCAUUAGAAGGAGUUCAGACCUCAGUAGGUGUCAGGAAAGUGAUACUGAAGGAAGGUUUUUUGUAAGUCAUCAAGGUGGGAAGAUUUUGAGUCAGAAAUCUAAGCUCAUUAGUCAUCAGCCAAUUCAUAGUACAAAGGAGUCUGAGGAAUAUAAUGAAGGUGAAGCAACUUCAUCCCAUCAUUCAUCUCUUCCAUACCAUACCAGAGUUCAUUCUGGAAGGAAAAGAUAUGCAUGUGAUCAGUGUGGGAAGGCAUUUGCUUGGAAAUCAGGUCUUGGUAGACCUCAGAAGAUUCCUCCUGGGGAGGAGUUUUAUAAAUGUACUGAAUGUGGGAAGGCUUUCUGCUAUAGCUCUCUCCUUACUGAUCUUCAGAGAAUCCACCCUGAAGAGAAACCUUAUGAAUGUGAUGAAUGUGGAAAAACUUUCACAACAAAACACCUACUUGCUUUACAUCAAAGAAUCCACACUGGAGAGAAGCCUUUUGAAUGUAUUCAUUGUGGAAAGGCUUUCAGAUAUAGGUCCACUUUUGUUGAACAUCAGAGAAUCCACACUGGAGAGAAACCUUUUAAAUGUAACCAAUGUGGGAAGACUUUCAGACAGAGGUCGAAUUUUACUACACAUCAGAGAAUCCACACUGGAGAGAAGCCUUUUGAUUGUAAUCAAUGUGGAAAGACUUUCACUCAGAAAUCCACUCUUAUUAAACAUCAGAGAAUACACACAGGACAGAAGCCUUUUGAUUUUAAUCAACGUAGAAAGGUUGUUGCACAGAGAUCCAAUUUUGCUAAACAUCAGAGAAUAUACAUUGGAGAGAAGCCUUUUAAAUGUAACCAAUGUGGAAAGGCUUUCAGAUGGAGGUGCAUUCUUACUCAACAUCAGAGAAUCCACACUGGAGAAAAGCCUUUUCAUUGUAAUCAAUGUGGAAAGAAUUUCACACACAGAUCCAAUCUUGCUAAACAUCAGAGAAUCCACACUAGAGAGAACUCUUUUGAUUUUAAUCAGCAUAGAAAGAUUUUUGCAUGGAGGUCCAAUCUUGCUAAACAUCAGAGAAUAUACAUUGGAGAGAAGCCUUUUGAAUGUAUUCAAUGUGGAAAGGCUUUCAGAUGGAGGUGCAUUCUUGCUCAACAUCAAAGAAUCCACACUGGAGAGAGGCCCUUUCAUUGUAAUCAAUGUGGAAAGACUUUCACACAGAGAUCUAGUCUUACUAAGCACCAGAGAAUCCACACUGGAGAGAAUCCUUUUGAUUUUAAUCAACAUCGAAAAGUUUUUUCACAGAGGUCCAAUCUUGCUAAACAUCAGAGAAUAUACAUUGGAGAGAAGCCUUUUGAAUGUAUUCAAUGUGGAAAGGCUUUCAGAUGGAGGUCCAGGCUUGCUAAACAUCAAAGAACACACUCUGGAGAAAAGCCUUUUGAAUGUAUUCAAUGUGGAAAGGCUUUCACACUAAGGUUCAAUCUUACUAAACAUCAGAGAAUCCACAGUGGAGAAAAACCUUUUGAUUGUAAUCAAUGUGGAAAGGCUUUCAGGUGGCGGUGCACUCUUGCUCAGCAUCAAAGAAUCCACACUGGAGAGAAACCUUUUGAUUGUAAUCAAUGUGGAAAGGUUUUCAGAUACAGUUCCAGCCUUGCUAAACACCAGAAAAUCCACAGUGGGGAGAAACCUUUUGAUUGUAAUCUAUGUGGAAAGACUUUCAUAGACAGUUCUCAUCUUGAUAGACAUCAGAGAAUCCACACCGGAGAGAAACCUUUUACUUGUGAUCAAUGUGGAAAGGUUUUUGCAGAGAAGUCCAAUCUUGCUAAACAUCAGAGAGUCCACACUGGAGAGAAGCCUUUUGAUUGUAAUCACUGUGGAAAGGUUUUUGCAGAGAGGUCCAAUCUUGCUCAACACCAGAGAGUUCACACUGGAGAGAAACCUUUUGAAUGUAUUCAAUGUGGAAAAGCUUUCAGAUACAGGUCCAAUCUUGCUAAACAUCAGACAAUGCACACUGAAGAGAAACCUUUUGAGUUCAGUCAAUGUGGAAAGGCUUUCUCAUGGAGAUGCAGUCUUGGUAAACGUCAGAGAAGCCAUACUGGAAAGAAGCCUUUUUAAUCUAAUGUGGAAAGUCUUUCACACAGAGCUCCAGUCAUGUCAAAUAGCAGAGUCCACACUGGAAGGAAAUGUUUUGAAUGUUAUCAAUGUAGAAAGACUUUCAUAGACAGUUUUCCUCUUAAUAGACAUUGGAAAUUUGGAGAAAAAGCUUUUGAAUGUAAUCAAUGUUGGAAGGUUUUUGAUCAGAGAUCCAAUCUUGCUAAACGUCAGGGAAUACACACUGGAGAGAAUGCACCUGCCUUCCUCUCUGCUCCCAUUUUUGAUCUCCAUCACCUGCAAUGUCAUGGCCAUGGGAAUGAUUUUUAUUCUGACUUAGCCUUCUCCUAGUCUAUCACCUUCUACUCCAGGGCUUAAAUUCUAUCUGGAUCUAAAUGCAAAAGAUUGAUUCCCCAAAGAGUUUCUCCUCCCUCAGUUGUCCCUCUACUGUCUCUCCCCUCCCACUCUUCCUUCUUCAUUCUACUUUGGGCCUCAGACUCUUCUCCUUCUGAGUAGGAAGACUGUCACAAUGAAACUUAGACAGGAGACCAACCCAAAGGACUGGACCCUAGUUUUGAGAUCUUGGCAGGAUGAUUCUUGAAAAAAAUUAAGGUUUUGUAUGCUGUCUCAUUUGUAACUAUAAAUUCAUGUGAAAACUUACCAGAAUUUAUAGUGAUACUGAAAUGUUGUUACUUUUUUGGUACUAGGUCUUCUUUUACUGUUUUCUUUAUACAUAGAAAUGUUAAGACAUUUGAAGUCUAGACUUUUAGUAUUCAUAUUCAUUCAUAUCUGUGGUUCCUUUCAGUGUGAUAUAGUUUCCUUGCUUGUUUCCUUUUAUGUUUUUAAAGAUUGUUUUUGCUUAAUUGCAAAUUCUGAUUUUUUUAGGGUUAUCUAAUUAGCAGAACAUAUUUUAUCAGACCAUUUAUCUUUAUUCUGUGUAUUUUUUAAAAAUUUAAAUAUUUCACCUAUACACCAGACAGUGGUUUUGUUUUCUAAAUUAUCACACUUUUUUUUUUUUAACUUUUACUUAAAAUUAAGUGUUAGGUUCAUAUCUCUAUCCCAUCUCCACAUAUUAAACCUUUCUCUAGAUAUAGAAUUUUGCUCGUUUAUCCCUUUUACCUUAUUUCCUCUUACCUAAUCAUUUAAUUCAUCUUCUUUUUCUUCUCCUAAGUUAAUUGUUAAGUAAAAUCCCUUUUUCCUGUUGUCUACUUCCAAUUAUUUUGUUUUUUUUAAUUCAUUUUUCUUGGCUUUUCCUUGAAAUUUUCUCCAUUUCUCUUUUCUUUCUAAUUAUUGAAUCUUUUUGUUUUUUGAAUCAUGAGAGUUACACUGAAUUAGUUAGGCCUUCUUUCUUUUUUUGUAUAUCUUAAAGCAUUAAGAAUUUUUUAAAAAAUAGUAUUUCACUUUCCCCCCAAGCUUAUGUUAAGACUAUUUUUAGCAUUCAUGUUUUGGAUUUUUUCCCCCUGCUUUCCCUCCCUUCUAUGUACAAUGGUAGGCAAUUUGAUAUAGAUUAUAUGUGUGUGAUUAUGUAAAACAUAUUUCCACACUAGUUCCAGUUGUGAAAGAAGAAAUAGAUCAAAAGUAGGAAAAAAACAUACAAAAAUGAAGUGAAGAAAAUGCUUUGAUUUGUAUUGGGUGUACUAGUUCUUUAUCUGGAUGUGGAUAGCACCAUGAAUCCUUUAUAGAGUUGUCUUGAAUCAUUGUAUUGUUGAGAAGAGCUAAGUCAUUCAUAGAUGAUCAUUAGACAAUAUUGCUGAUGCUUUCUACAGUGUUUUUUUGGUUCUUCUCAUUUCACUUUCCAUUAGUUCAUACAAAUCUUUCCAGAUUUUUUUGAAAUCUUCCUGCUCAUAAUUUCUUAUUGCACAAUUAUAUUCCAUUACAUUCAUAUACCACAACUUAUUCAGCCAUUCUCCAAUUGAUGGACAUCCCCUCAAUUUCCAGUAUGAAAAUGGCUGUUAUAAAUAUAUUUUGCACUUGUAGAUUCUUUUUUCUCCUCUUUCUUAUCAUUUGUAUGAGAUACAGCCCUUGCUUCUAAGGAUAUGCAAAGUUUAGUUGUCCUUUGGACAUAGUUCCAAAUUGGUCUCUAUUAUAGUUGGUUCAGUUGGAUCAGUCCACAAGUCCAAUAGUGCAUUAAAGUCCCAAUUUUCCCAUAUUAUCUCCAACAUUUUGUCUUAUUAAUCAAUAUGAUAGUUAUGAAGUGGUACUCCAUAGUUGUUUGACUUUACUGUUUCUGUACACAGAAGUGAUUUAGAGCAAGACUUCUUAAACUUUUUCCACUUAAAAUCUCUUUUUUCCCAAGAAAUUAUUACAUGACCCUGGGUAUAUAUAUACCUACAAUAGUAAAACAAAUCAAACUUUUACUGAUAAUCAUAAAAAAAUUUAUUUUAAAACAAUUCUUAUGGUGUUCAUAUAAUUCUACCAUUUAUUAAAGAUGAAAUCAAAUUUUUGCAAUAAUGAAAGAGUAUGCUUGUUUAUUUUUAUAUAAAGAAUUAAAUCUUCCUAGCUAUGUGACCCUAGGCAAGUCACUUAACCCCAAUUGCCUCAGCAAAAACAAAUAAAUAAACCUGUUAAAUCCAUUUUAAAAAAAGAAUUAAAUCUUGCAGAAUAUUUGAUACUUUUUACUGUUGCCAAAUUUUGGUGACCAUCACAUUCAAUUAUGCAACCUCAUAUUAAUGAAUUAUAAACCACAGUUUAAGAAGCUUUGAUUUUGAGCAUUUCUUCAUGUGCUUAUAGAUAGCUUUGAUUUCUUUACCUGAAAAUUGCCUCCUUUGGACAUUUAUUAAUUGAGGAAUGGCUUGUAUUCUUAUAAAUAUGACUCAUUUCUCUAUAUAUUUGAGAAAUGACCCCUUCAUUAGAGAUUACUGUAAAGAUUACUAUUACUAUGAAAAUUACUAUUACUGUAAAGAUUAUUUCCCAGAUUUUUAAUGUCCUUCUAAUGCUGAUUACAUUGAUUUUGUUUGUGCAAAAUCUUUUUUUAGUUAAAAUAACCAAAAUUUUUUAUUUUACAUUUUUUAAUGUUAACUAUCUUUUAUUUGGUCAUGAAUUCUUCCCAUCUCCACAAAUCUGAUAGAUAGAUUGUUCCUUGCUCUUCUAAUUUGCUUUGUAUCAUCAUUUAUAUUUAAAUCAUGUAGCUGUUUUGACCUUGUCUUGGUAUAUCAUGUGAGAUGUUGGUCUAUAUUUUGUGUCUUAUUGUUUUCCAGUUUUCCCAGCAGUUUUUGUCAAAUAGUGAACUCUUAUCCCAAAGGCUAGAGUCUACCGUAGUCAUUUACUCUUUGUCUUCUUUACCUAAUCUUUCCCACUGAUUCACCAUUCUAUUUCUUAGCCAGUUUUGAUGAUCACUGCUUUAUAAUAUGGUAUGAGAUCUGAUAUGCGUAGACCACUUUACUUUGUAUUUUUUAAAAAAUUAAGUCUUUUGAUAUUCUUUAUUUUUUGUUCUUCCAGAUGAAUUUUGUUGGGGUUUUUUUUUAAGCUCUGUAAAAUAGUUUUUGGUAUAAUUGAUAUGGCACUGCAAAAAUAAAUUAGUUUAAACAGAA